AUGGCUGUUCGUGAUCUUGUUGCUAAACGUCUUAAUCGACAACGUCUUUUAGCAUCCGAUAUCUUUUGUCGUUCAACUGCAUACAAACCAAUUCGAUCAUUGUCAAAUCGAUAUCAGAAUAUCAAUCCAUAUCAUUCUAUUGCACCAAGUGAACUGCCACAUGUUAAUCCUAAUCAAUAUCAAAUACCUUUCUGUUGUAAAAAUUGUCAUAGUCAUGAUUUUUCAUAUUAUAAUGUUUCCGAUCGUCAACCUUCAUAUUUUCCAUUAGCACAAAAAUACCACCGUUUACAAAUUGAUUAUAAUAAAUUUCAUACAUUAAUUAAACGAAAAAAUUUAAAACAACGUUGGAAAAUCUAUGGUUUUAUAUUAAUAUUUUACUUCACAUUAAAAAAUAAAUUACGUUUAGCAAAACAAAAACAUACAUAUUAUCAACAUAAUUAUGAUCGUAUACGUUUUUUAGAAUUAUUAACAGUUAUACAUCGUGUUUAUCUUGAUCCAAAUUCUUCAAUCUAUCAAACACUAUCCAAUGUUAUUAGAAUUUCAAAUAAAUUAUUAAAUCAAACUAAUUUAUUUCAUUGUGUACAAACAAUUCUUGAUCAAAUAACAAAUUUCUUACCUAAAUAUGGUAUUGUAGGUACAAAUAGUGAUGAAUCUGUUCUAAUUUAUUUACUUAAUUGUUCACUUGAACAAUAUCCAUCAACAUAUUUUUGGUCUAUUGAAAAACAUCUUCUAUCUUUAAGUUAUUCAAAAAUGAAAGAAAAUAAACUUUUCUAUAUCGAUCAUUUUACAACGAAAUUUCUUCUUAUAUCCAUAUUUAUAUUUCAUGGUUUAAUUAAAACACUUCUAUUUAAACCCGUUAAAUAUCGUUUAAUACGUGGACAACUUAAUCGUACACAAUGGUUAAAUCUACGUUUAUUAUCAACAUUAAUUCUCUAUAUUGCACGUCAUGCAAUUUUAUAUAAAGAAGAUAAAAAUUCUUUACCUAUGCCAUUUCCAUUUGAAAUGAACAAAUAUUUAAUUGAUGAUGAAGAAUUAACCAAUGAAUUUGAAGAUCUUAUGAAAUUUGUUAAACCUUGGCAUUUAAACUUAGUCUAUGGGCUUGUAAAUAUGCUGAAUGUUUACAGCGUCAUAUAA
Adineta steineri is the source of this 1134-nucleotide messenger RNA. The record is from the annotation of a GenBank genome assembly. NCBI's taxonomy places the organism in Eukaryota, Metazoa, Rotifera, Eurotatoria, Adinetida, Adinetidae.